AUCAGCUGUAGUCUAAAAAUGCUUUACAAGAGCUUGGAGAUGCAGCGUUAGGAUCUUAAAGACUAUCCGCCUGCAUCCAGCCCUCCCCUGCCAUGUGGUGCAGUAGUGGGGUAGCAUGCUCCCAGGAGUCCGAGUGAGAGCCUUCUAAAGCUCCGAAUGAACCUGAAGAUAAUCAGGGCUCCAGCACUUCAGAAGGUGCUCCUUUUCAAAGGUCUCAGCACCCUCAUGCUACCUCCUGCCGGCACUUCCAUCUGGGCCCCCAACCUCAGAUCUCAGCUGACUUCCCGCUCCCUCACCCUGUCCAGCCACAGCCAGGGCUGAACCCUCACAUGGCGACAGCUCACCAGCAUAACGGCCCGUUACACCAGCCCCUACCACCUCUGCCAGCCCUGCCGUUUCAGGAUGUGACAGGACCCUCCUUCCUACCUCAGGCGCUACACCAGCAAUACCUCCUCCAGCAGCAGCUCCUCGAGGCCCAGCACCGCAGGCUCAUGCCUCAUCCCAGGCGGACUCAGGAGCGCAUGUCUGUUCAACCUCAUCGGUUACACCCAGGCUUUGACUUCGGCCAUCAACUGCAAACUCCUCAACCCAUGGGACCCCAGCCCAGGUAUCUAGCUGAAGGCACAGACUGGGAUCUUAGUGUUGAUGCUGGACUGACGCACGCCCAGUUCCAGGUCAGGCCAGUUCCUCAGCACUAUCAACAUUAUUUAGCUACGUCUAGAAUGCACCAUUUCCCCAGAAACGCAUCCUCAACGCAGAUGGUUGUCCAUGAAAUCAGAAACUACCCUUAUCCUCAGCUUCAGUUACUUGCUCUUCAGGGACUGAAUCCAAACAGGCACACGUCUGCCGUAAGGGAAAGUUAUGAAGAGCUGCUGCAGCUGGAAGACAGAUUAGGCAGCGUGAACCGGGGAGCUGUGCAGAACACCAUCGAGAGGUUCACUUUCCCACACAAGUACAAAAAGAGAAGACCACAGGAAGAAAAAGCUGAGAAGGAGGAUGGGGAGGAGUCGGACACCGAUGAGAAAUGCACAAUCUGUCUGUCUAUGCUUGAAGACGGAGAAGACGUGAGGCGUUUACCUUGUAUGCAUCUAUUUCACCAAGUGUGUGUGGAUCAGUGGCUAGCAACCAGCAAGAAGUGCCCGAUCUGCAGAGUGGACAUUGAAACACAACUUGGCUCUGACAGCUGAAAGAACCAAUGCGGUGCACCAUUUUCCUUACCAGAUUCCUUAUUUUGGUGCCUGACUGAAAUGUGGCAGAGGAAAAAAAGAAAAAAAAGUUAAAUCUUCCCACCUUUAGGAAAAAAAAAAAAGAGGUGAAAUAGCAAAUUCCUGUUUACAGUUAGAAGGAUCGUGCUCUUUGCCUCGUCUGCGUUUAUUUCUUUGAUUAUGUUUACAGUGUGUUGCUAAUUUAGAGAAGCCUAAAAAAAAAAUCGGAAUGAAAUGAACAAAAUGAUAGAGAGAAGUUUUGUUCUUGCUUAUCUGCUGGUGCUGGACACUUUAUAUAAGGCAGGAUCCUGGGACUGACUCUGCUUCUCUUGCUUUCAUAGCUUAACGAUGUACUUUGGGGCGCAGCAUCCAAGGAGGGCCACUCGGUUUCUAUUAUUGUAAUUUUUCCUACCACUGUCUCAUCUUCCAGUGCAAUUGCAAUGGCUCCUGCAAUCUGUGCGGCCCAUUGAUGUCAAUGGGAGCUGCAGGUGGUUCCGCAUUUCUCCAGACCAGGCCCAGAAUUCCCCAGCGGAAGUUGUAUCAGAUGCUAACCUGACACCACACUUGUGGUGAAAGAUCCAUUGUCUGCCUGCUGGAGAAAGAGAACCUAUUAAGCUGGUCAUAGUCGUUAGAUCCUGCAAGAGUUUUUUGGAGGACUAAUUGGCCCGGAAAUAUGCUUGCAAUGUGAUGAGAAAUGCAUUCUUCCUUCUCUCAGAAACAAAAGCACAAACCAUAUUUUCUGCUAAAGCAGGUACCCAGAAGGGGAAAAAUUGAACACAACUAACAUGCCCUUCUUACAAUUAAAUUCCUAAUCUCGUGGUCUUCUUUGGCUAGCAGACUAAGAAAUUUCAAGUGAUCUAAUUAAAUGCUCUGGAGCUGUGCUGCCAUCUAACCUCCUUUUCAGGCUCCCGGAGGCAAAGGAGAAAAGGGAUUGACUCAAGUUGCAUCCUGCACUAAAUUUCUUUCUGCUGCUCUUUCCUUUUGCGAUUUACAUGAAAUAGCAGCUUUUGUAGCUUAGAAAGUAAGAAUGAGAGAGGAGAUUACAGCUCAGGUGGAAUUCUGCAGGUUUUUAAGAAAUCCACUUUUUUCUUCAUACCUUGCUGUGGAAAAUCUCAGAUUGUUGUUCUGAUGACAAGAUGCAGGGGAGAAUAGCAGGAUAGUUCAGUCAUGUUGUACAUAAGAAAUUGCUGAAAAUGUGAAAAUUUCAGUACAGGAUGGGAAUUUAGAUGUCUGGGAUAAUUUACUACUUGCUCUGAAUUUUAAACUAUAAAUGUGUAUGUGUGUACAUCUAUAAAAACACACCUAUAUAAUAUAUAUAAACUGUGUGAGCUCUGAAAUAAAAUGGACGCUAAUUUGGCAGGCUCCAUUAUAAUUAGGAGCAAAAUAAAGAUUAGCAGUAAUCAACGAAGUGCCAAAAAUAAUGGAGCUUUCUGAGCCACAUUCCAUUUGAAAUAAAUAUUUCAGAUUAUUUGCCACGAGAGACAUUGAAUUAAGUGCAUGUUGACUCUUUACUCAGUCUUCUUUAUCUGACAGCUCUCGGGAGGAUUGGAAUCAACAGCCAAGAUUCUCUAGGCUUUUAAUACAUUUUUCAUGUACUAGGGGAGCAAAGAAGUAUCUAGAGGAUUUUUAAUCAGAAACAUAUAUUUAAGAUACUUAUAUGGAGGAUGAUUUCUCGUUCCCAUGAGUGCCUGUUUCGUAGGAGCUAAGUAAUGUUUUGUAAGUGGAGAUGAACAUAAAUUACCCUUGGAGAGAUCAUAGAAUUCCUGCGAGCUGUAAUUGGAAAAUGCUGACCUCCCAGACGCCCAUGAUCUAUUUUUUCCAGUCUGGCGAAUAAAGUUAACGAUAGGGCCAGGACGAGCGACUGCAUCAGCACUGGCACAGGAGAAGCUCUCCAAUUCACUUCAGUAAUUUUGCCCAGGGUCGCCAUCUCUUCAGCAGAUUUGUCUUGCUAGACACAGGUAGUGGCGUGGGGAGGGGGAAGAUAAUAACUUACAAUGGCAGGUGAAGAAGAUGCAAUCUAUAAAUAUUUAUUUAUAACUGCUGUUCUCGUCCUGUAUGUGCGGGUGAUGAGAACAGUGUCGGGAGGGGGACGAGAUAACCGGGGCAGGUAACCGCUCCUGCAAAACUCCGCUCUGAAAAAUUCUAGCACUGUUUAAUUUUGCCUCAAGAUGACAUUAGACACGUGUGGUCGUUUCUACUUUAUCUUGUUGAACAUGAUGGUCUUAGCCCUUAGACUCGAAGGGCCAAGUGCCUUGGGCAAUAAAUAGCCUGGGCCUCACUCCAGCAGCAGCAGAUUCAUACAUCAUUAAAAAAUAAUAUAACCGAGCAAAACAAGACGUUGCUCUUUAGAUGCACUGUAACCCAUCAUGCGUUAUAGCCUGGUCCUGCCAGUGCCAAGCUUAUCCUGGGAGGGGCUGAGGAUCCUCUAAUGAAGUGAAUGGGAAUUACAGCUACUCAGCACCUUGCAGGUGGUGCUCAGAACCUUUCGAGACUGGGGUCUUGCUUGGAAUGAACUAUUCAGUGGGAAGGAAGUGAGCUCUUCCGACCCCUGUGUUUUACGUCUAUGCGAAAGUAUUAUUAUUUGCCUAAUGAACAAGCACAGUUUUUAAACCAGUGAAGAAAGCACCAAACUUCCAUGGUCUGUGUGAGUGAGUGAUACAGUGGCACGCGAGCGCUUGUAACGUCUGAAAUUUGCAUUUGGUGUGUCAGGUUCCCUUGUCUUUAAAUAGCUUGUAUGAGUAGAAUGAGCUAAUAGAGUGAUUUUUUUCAAAACAAAACAAAACAAAUCUCUAGAAACAAAACAUAGUUUACAGGGUUUUGUGAGUUUAAAUGCCUUAUAUUUAACAAUCAUAAUUUAUGACUAACUUGUAGAUAUUGUGGGUUCUUAUUU
This is a messenger RNA of Mauremys reevesii (Reeves's turtle), 4095 nucleotides long. It is a transcript of the gene ARK2C, whose product is annotated as ring finger protein 165. NCBI's taxonomy places the organism in Eukaryota, Metazoa, Chordata, Testudines, Geoemydidae. Gene Ontology annotation, biological process: motor neuron axon guidance; positive regulation of BMP signaling pathway. Bases 330 to 1187 code for a protein of 285 amino acids. The transcript is spliced from 9 exons. The record is from RefSeq and is a predicted model, not a curated record. Gene Ontology annotation, molecular function: ubiquitin protein ligase activity; zinc ion binding.